GCCCUGGAGAUGCUCAGCCAGGUCACCGAUCACAUCCGCAACCCUUCCGCGUUCGUCAUGAACAUGUGCAAGCGGAAGCAGCAGGAGGCGACGCAGCCGCUGCCGCUGCGACCCGAUGACAGGCUGAACGAGAAGAUCGAGGGCAUGGGCCUCGACGGCAGCUGCUCCAGGGUCCUGCACCAGCUGCCGAUCAACGAGGCGCUGUACAUCCUCGGGCAGGUCGACGAGGGCGUGCGCAACCCGUCGGCGUUCGUCAUGGCCAAGGCGCACGCGGCCAUGAAAGGAGGCGGCAAGGGCGCCCCGCCGCCGAGCGCGGCCGAGCGGGUGGACGCGCGGGCCCACGAGCUCGGGCAGCGCUGCGCGCCCCUUCUUGGCGGCGGCGGUCAGUGGUGA
Messenger RNA from Prorocentrum cordatum, 393 nucleotides. NCBI's taxonomy places the organism in Eukaryota, Dinophyceae, Prorocentrales, Prorocentraceae. The record is from the annotation of a GenBank genome assembly.